Molecule: messenger RNA, 26064 nt
Organism: Pelobates cultripes (western spadefoot toad)
Lineage: Eukaryota; Metazoa; Chordata; Amphibia; Anura; Pelobatidae
Source: the annotation of a GenBank genome assembly
GGAAUCAGUGUGCAUGACAAUCAGCUAAUCACUGCCAGACCAGAGCUGUUAUGGAGAUAGAAACAGCCAGGACAUGGCUAUCUCUGGACAUUCAGCACUAUCUGCGACUUUUGCUGACACUUUGCCUUUUGGCAAUUGUGCUGAAAAUUUCACAACUGUUCAUUAAAAGGAGGAAAGUAGAGAAAAUAUUCCAGCAAUUCCCAGGACCCCCUAGACACUGGCUUCUGGGGAAUGUGGAUAAGGUGAGUGUAGGAUAUAUUUAAAUACCCAGAUCUGGAACAGGAGGGCUGCACUCCCCUAAACAUGCAUACAUUAUAAGGGUGCUGCUUGGGCCAGUUGUAGGAUUUGCCAAAAAUGGGUGUAUUGGCAUUGUGGCAGGCUGGUGCAGUGUAUAACCAUAAAUCGAUUGUUCAAUUAGAUCCCUUGAGUGUUGAGGUUUCUUGGUUUUUUUUUUUUACUAGAUUAUUGAGUGCACUGGAUUCUAUAUGGUUUUUAGAAACUGAUCUCAGACCACAGCACCUUCAUAAUGUAUGCAUGGGAAAUGCAAACAGUGCCAUGGUUAAUGACUGAAGUGGGAAUUCAUAGUGAAUAUCAAAUUUAAGGCGAAAAUAGAUAAAUUGAGGUUUUGCAGUUUGUUUGCAAUUUUCUCUUUAGUAAUUAUUCCUAUGGUGUGUGGAUUUUUAUUUUUUUGCUUCAAAAUCUAAAUCUAAUCUGUUUGUGUAUAGAAGGGGUUAAUGCAUUUCACAAAUAAUUACUUAUUUUGUGGGAAGAUGACACUUUCAUAUAUUCUUCUAUUAAGGGUUAAGUAUGAUUUUUGCAAAUAUCAAAGGUCAUUAAGAAACCCAGCAUUUUAGCAUUUUUGAUCUUUGACUUAAAGCACACAUUCAAAGUUAUUCAGUAAACGCAAACCGGAAUAUUUACUAAAGUGAGUAAAAAAUGUUAAACUUUAACCCCUUCAGGACGGAGUCAAUAGUACACAUUCUGAUCAAAACAAAACGUAAACAAAAACUGGAAUUUGCACUAUAUGUCUGUUCAACCAUAAUUCACCUUUCAUAUUAAAUUCACCCACACUUAUUAUAUAUCAUUUUGUUCAGGAGAAACAGGGCUUUCAUUUCAAAUAUGUAUAUAUGAAACAAUUUAUUAUGAAUAAAAUUUAAAAAACUGUGAAUUUUUUUAUUUUUUUAAAUUUGUACUUCCGCCUCACAUUUUAGCUGUAAAUGUCAUAUUUGGCCAGUGUUUGUGACUAAGUGGCUACUAAAAAUGACUGGACAUACCCCAUCUGCAAUACCUUGGGUGUCUACUUUUGCAAAUGGUAUGCCAUCAUGGGGGUAAUUCUUAUUCCUGGUCUACCAUACGGUCUCAAAUGCAACAUAACCAAUCUGACAAAUUUCAAUGUGAAAAAAAUGAAAUGCAAGCCUUAUAUGUGACACUCUAACUUUCCAAAACACCAGAAAACCUGUACAUGGGGGUAUUGUUAUUCUCAGGAGACUUUACUAAACACAAACAUUAGUGUUUUAACCCCUUAGCGACCGAGGACGGUUCAGGACCGUCAUCGGCAUUUUUGCCUUGAGGACCGAUGAUGGUCCUGAACCGUCCUAACGGUCUUAGUUACUUACCUGAUCGCCGUCGUUCCCCCGGCGGCGAUCAGCGUGGCUCCGGUUGUGGGGAGACUGCCUGCAGCCCAGACAGUCUCCCCACACUGAAUUAGGACCCCUGUGGCCAUGUGAUCGCUUAACACAGCGAUCACAUGGUCACAAUAGGUGUCCAUAGUGCUGCCUGCAGGGGGACUGUCUGUGCUGACAGGCAGUCUCCCUGCAUGUGUAAAAUCAAUAAAAAAAAAUAAAGUUAGUGUUAAUUAAAAAUAAAAAAAUAUUAUAUUUGUGUAUAUAUGAUAUAUAGACAUAUAUUAUAUCUAUAUAAUAUAUGUCUAUAUAUCAUAUAUAUAUAUAUAUAUAAUGCCAUACUAAGUGUAUUUUUAUAUUAAUAUGUACUUAUAUUAAUAUAAAAAUACACUUAUAAUUAAAUUACACGUGUGUGUGUGUAUAUAUAUAUAUAUAUAUAUAUAUAUAUAUAUAAUAACUAUAUAUAUAUUGUGUGUGUGUGUAUAUAUAUAUUAUUAUAAAAUAUAAAUAAUAAGUAAUUUAAAUUAAAUAAAAAAUUUUUAAAAUAAUAAUAAAAAAAUAAAAAAAAAUAUAUAUCUAUAUGAAAUUUUAUUCUAACUGUAUUUUAAAAUUAAUAUAUAUAUAUAUUUAUAUCAAAAUACACUUAGAAUGAAUUUGUAUAUAUAUCUAUGUAUAUAAAAAUAAAUAAAAAAUAAUAAGAAAUAUACAUAUGUCCAUAUAGAAAAUUACAUAAAUAAUUAUAUAAAUAUACACGUAGACUUCAAAUAUAUAAAUAUGCAUAUAUAUUUAAAUUCUACGUGCGUAUUUAUGUAAUAGUUUUACAUAAUUCAGUAAUUUUAUUGAUUGCAAUUUAAGGGACCUGCCUGCCAACCCAGGCCGAAAUUCCAGAGAAUUGAAUUUGCUAGCACUGUAUUUUACCCUGUAACGUUCUACGACACCCUAAAACCUGUACAUGGGGGGUACUGUUUUACUCGGGAGACUUCGCUGAACACAAAUAUUAGUGAUUCAAAACAGUAAAACAUAUCACAGCGAUGAUAUUGUCAGUGAAAGUGACUUUUUUUGCAUUUUUCACACACAAACAGCACAUUUACUGAUGAUAUAAUUGUUGUGAUACAUUUUCCAGUUUUUAAACACUAAUAUUUGUGUUCAGCAAAGUCUCCCGAGUAAAACAGUACCCCCCAUGUACAGGUUUUAUAGUAUUUUUGAAAGUUACAAGGUCAAAUAUAUGGGUCAAAUAUUUUUACAUUGAAAAUGGCCAGGUUGGUUACGUUGCCUUUGAGAGCGUAUGGUAGCCCAGGAAUGAGAAUUACCCCCAUGAUGGCAUACCAUUUGCAAAAGAAGACAACCCAAGGUAUUGCAAAUGGGGUAUGUCCAGUCUUUUUUAGUAACCACUUGGUCACAAACACUGGCCAAAAUUAGCGUUCAAUUUAGUUUUUUUACUUUUUUCACACACAAACAAAUAUGAAUGCUUACUUUGGCCAGUGUUUUAGACUAAGUGGCUACUAAAAAAGACUGGACAUACCCCAUAUUGAAUACCCUGGGUUGUCUACUUUAAAAAAAAUAUGUACAUGUGGGGUGUUAUUCAGAGAUUUAUGACAGAUAAUAGUGUUACAAUGUCACUAUUGAUAAAUUUAAAAAAUUUAUGUUUUGAAACCGCAAUAUUCUACUUGUACCUAUAGCCCUAUAACAUGCAAAAAAAAGCAUGUAAACACGGGGUAUUUUUAAACUCAGGACAAAAUUUUGAAUCUAUUUAGAAGUUUUUUUAAUUCGCUUUUGUAGAUGAGUAAAAGAUUUUUCAAGUAAAAGUCAAAAAACAUGUAUUUUUUUCAAUUUUUCAUCAUAUUUUUUUAUUUUUUUUAAAAUUAAAAUACAUGAGAUUAUAUAAAUAAUGGUAUGUAAAGAAAGCCCCUUUUGUCCUGAAAAACAAUAUAUAAUUUGUAUGGGAACAGUAAAUGAGAGAGCGGAAAAUUCCAGCCAAACACAAACACCACAAAAGUGUAAAAAUAUGCCUGGUCGCAAAUGUACAACAUCGCAAAAACAGUCCAGUCCUUAAGGGGUUAAAACAGUAAAACAUAUUACAACAAUAAUAUAGUUCAUAAAAGUGCCUUUUGUUUGUAAAAAAUUCUAAAAAGUCACUUUUACUUAAAAUAUCAUUGUUGUAAUACAAUUUACCAGUUUGAAACACUAAUAUUUGAGUUCAGCGAAGUCUCCUGAGUAAAACAGUACCCCCUAUGUACAGGUUUUAUGGUGUCUUGAAGAGUUACAGGGUCAAAUAUAGUGCUUGCAAAUUAAAUUCUCUGCACUUUGUCCCUGUGUUGUCAGGCAUGUCAAUCAAAUUUUAAUUAAUCAAAUCACAUAAUUAUGUUAAAAGAUUACUUAAAUAUACACGUAGAAUUUAUAUAUAUAUAUGGAUUUCUAGGUAUUGAAAUUCGACGUGUAUACUAAUGUAAUUUUGUGUGUGUGUGUGUGUGUGUGUGUGUGUAUCAGGGCCGGAUUAACAUAGGGGCUGAUGGAGCUGCAGCUCCAGGCCCAGGCCCAUGGAAUAGGCCCAUUGAUUUAUAAAAAAAAAAAAUAUAUUAUUAUUUUUUUUUACAUUUUUUUUUUUCACACACUUCUCUUAUGGAUUCCACCUGGCUUUUAUUUUAGUGGCACAGCCAGUAUUUGAGGCUGUGUGGCUGGUGCCAAUAUUACAGUGAUACUGGCAAUACAAAUGCUGGUAUUUUUCUCAGUAUAAACAAGAGAUUACUCUGCAAUACCAGCACUGGCCAGUAGGGGUCGUUGUAUGUGGAGACAGGCAGGGAUAGGAAGUUCCAGCAUAUCCCUCCCUGCCUAUCUAUACUCACUGAUCUGCAGGGGUGCAGCUACAGAGAGUCCAGACAGCAACUCCCACCCUGCAGAGACAGCCUACAGCUCAGGGAAGUAAGGGAUGGGGGGAAAGGCUGCAAGGAGACAUGGGGACACUGAGACACUAAGGGACAUUGGGAGACAUUAUGACACAGACACAUGGUGACACAGUGUCCCCAUGUCUCCCAGCCAGCGUCCCUGGUGUCUCAGUGCCCCCUAGUCUCCCAGUGCCCCCAGUCUGCCAGUGUCUCACUGUCCCCAUGUCUCCUAGUGCCUCCAUGUCUCCCAGUGUCUCAAUGUCCCCAUGUCUCCAAGCUAGUGUCCCUAGUGUCUGUGGCCCUGGUGUCUCCUUGUCCCCAUGUCUCCCAGUGCCCCCAUGUCUCAAUGUCCCCAUGUCCCCCAGCCAGUGUCUCUAGUGUCUGUGUCCCUGGUGUCUGUGUCCCCAUGUCUUCAAGUGUCCCCUAUUUUCCCAGUGUCCCCAUGCGUCCCAGCCAGAGUCCCCUAGUCUCCCAGUGUCACUGGUGUCUCCGUGUCCCUAGGUCUCCCCGUGUCCCCAGGUCUUCCCGUCUUCCUAGUGACAUGGGGACCCUGGCAUACAUGGGGACACAGGGAGACAUGGGGCAUUGAGACACUGUGAUACAUAGGAUCACUGGAAGACCUGGGGACACGACAGUAGGGGACACUGGGAGACAUGGGGCACUGAGACACUGAUACAUAGGGACACUGAGACCUGGAGUAAUCGACACAUGGGGCACUGGGAGACAUGGGGCCACUGGGAGGAAUCCAUCCAUACAGCAGAAUCAAACUAAGUAUUUUUUUGGUGAUUUUACAGCAUUUUCUCUUAUGUCACUCCUUGUGAUUUACAUCAUGAGAUGUCACCCAUACAUAUUUAAUUAUGCAAAUUAGCAAGGCUGGCAUGUUUUUCCAAGAAAGGUGGCAACCCUAACUACUUUUCACAUACUCUUACUUAAGUAUGGAAACUUAAGAGGGAUGUAUGGGAACAAAACUUGUGUGGACUGGCUGACAAUGAAUAUAGUUAAAGGGACACUAUAGUCACAAGAACAACUACAGCUUAUUGAAUUUGUUCUGGUGAGUAGAAUCAUUACCUUCAGGCUUUUUGCUGUAAACACUGUCUUUUCAGAGAAAAUGCAGUGUUUACAUUACAGCCUAGUGAUAACUUCACUGGCCACUCCUUAGAUGGCUGUUAGAGAUCCUUCCUGGGUCAUGGCUGCCUAAAAUGCAUCCAAACAUUCAGUGUCUCCUCCCUCUGCAUGCAGACACUGAACUUUCCUCAUAGAGAUUCAUUGAUUCAAUUCAUCUCUAUGAGGAGAUGCUGAUUGGCCAGGGCUGUGUUUGAAUCAUGUUGGCUCUGCACCUGAUCUGCCUCAUUGUCAGUCUCAGCCAAUCCUAUGGGGAAGCACUGUGAUUGGAUUAGGCCACCACUUCUAAUAAUGUCAGCAAACUGCUUGUUUUUCUGAGUCUAACAGAAUGCAGAGUUACAGCUUCAGGCUUGAAUACAGUAAGAUUGUGCUAUAUUUAUGGAGGCAUGAGGGGCCCAGGGGGACUAGAUGGUGGUGUUAACACUAUAGGGUCAUGAAUUCAUGAUUGUGUUCCUGACCCUAUAGUGAUCCUUUAAAGUAAUGCUGACUUUGGUCCCUCUAACACUGUGGCAUGUUCCCUUUCUUCUACACUCACUACAUACAGCUUUUCUCUGUCCCAGACUAUAUACCAGGAGCUUCUGCCUGCUAGUAAGAAGGUAAGGAGGCAAGUGGACCAGCGAGUGCUAGGGGACAGUCCUUAGAAAACGUUGAGCGAGCGCAUCAUUAGAUGCAUUUAUGAUUUGUGUCAGUGGCACACCCUUUUACCAUGCCCAUUGACUUCCUGCUUGACUGGACACUGCUGUUAGGGGUUAUGGAUUUACUUGAAAGAUGAAAACAUAAAUUAGAGAGAGAUUAGCCUUUUCUUAUAGCUGCUGUUUUCUUUCUCUCCAGCACCAUAUCCAUCAGAUACAUGACGCUUGGGAGUGUUUUACUGUUUUUGGUCGAUAUGAUUCUGUAAUUAGGCCCAUCAUAAUUGUCAGCACCAGGCCCACUGGGCUCUUAAUCUGGCCCUGGUGUGUAUGUAUGUACAGGGAGUGCAGAAUUAUUAGGCAAAUAAGUAUUUUGACCACAUCAUCCUCUUUAUGCAUGUUGUCUUACUCCAAACUGUAUAGGCUCGAAAGCCUACUACCAAUUAAGCAUAUUAGGUGAUGUGCAUCUCUGUAAUGAGAAGGGGUGUGGUCUAAUGACAUCAACACCCUAUAUCAGGUGUGCAUAAUUAUUAGGCAUCUUCCUUUCCUUUGGCAAAAUGGGUCAAAAGAAGGACUUGACAGGCUCAGAAAAGUCAAAAAUAGUGAGAUAUCUUGCAGAGGGAUGCAGCACUCUUAAAAUUGCAAAGCUUCUGAAGCGUGAUCAUCGAACAAUCAAGCGUUUCAUUCAAAAUAGUCAACAGGGUCGCAAGAAGCGUGUGGAAAAACCAAGGCGCAAAAUAACUGCCCAUGAACUGAGAAAAGUCAAGCGUGCAGCUGCCACGAUGCCACUUGCCACCAGUUUGGCCAUAUUUCAGAGCUGCAACAUCACUGGAGUGCCCAAAAGCACAAGGUGUGCAAUACUCAGAGACAUGGCCAAGGUAAGAAAGGCUGAAAGACGACCACCACUGAACAAGACACACAAGCUGAAACGUCAAGACUGGGCCAAGAAAUAUCUCAAGACUGAUUUUUCUAAGGUUUUAUGGACUGAUGAAAUGAGAGAGUCUUGAUGGGCCAGAUGGAUGGGCCCGUGGCUGGAUUGGUAAAGGGCAGAGAGCUCCAGUCCGACUCAGACGCCAGCAAGGUGGAGGUGGAGUACUGGUUUGGGCUGGUAUCAUCAAAGAUGAGCUUGUGGGGCCUUUUCGGGUUGAGGAUGGAGUCAAGCUCAACUCCCAGUCCUACUGCCAGUUCCUGGAAGACACCUUCUUCAAGCAGUGGUACAGGAAGAAGUCUGCAUCCUUCAAGAAAACAUGAUUUUCAUGCAGGACAAUGCUCCAUCACACGCGUCCAAGUACUCCACAGCGUGGCUGGCAAGAAAGGGUAUAAAAGAAGAAAAUCUAAUGACAUGGCCUCCUUGUUCACCUGAUCUGAACCCCAUUGAGAACCUGUGGUCCAUCAUCAAAUGUGAGAUUUACAAGGAGGGAAAACAGUACACCUCUCUGAACAGUGUCUGGGAGGCUGUGGUUGCUGCUGCACGCAAUGUUGAUGGUGAACAGAUCAAAACACUGACAGAAUCCAUGGAUGGCAGGCUUUUGAGUGUCCUUGCAAAGAAAGGUGGCUAUAUUGGUCACUGAUUUGUUUUUGUUUUGUUUUUGAAUGUCAGAAAUGUAUAUUUGUGAAUGUUGAGAUGUUAUAUUGGUUUCACUGGUAAUAAUAAAUAAUUGAAAUGGGUAUAUAUUUGUUUUUUGUUAAGUUGCCUAAUAAUUAUGCACAGUAAUAGUCACCUGCACACACAGAUAUCCCCCUAACAUAGCUAAAACUAAAAACAAACUAAAAACUACUUCCAAAAAUAUUCAGCUUUGAUAUUAAUGAGUUUUUUGGGUUCAUUGAGAACAUGGUUGUUGUUCAAUAAUAAAAUUAAUCCUCAAAAAUACAACUUGCCUAAUAAUUCUGCACUCCCUGUAUGUAUAUAUAUAUAUAUAUUUUUAAUAACAAAAUAUAGUUAGAAUAAAAUUACAUAUGAAUAUAUAAAUUAUAUAAAAUUUUGUUUCAAUAUUUUAUUUAUUGUAAGUGUGUGUGUGUGUGUAUGUAUAUAUAUAUAUAUAUAUAUACACUAAUAUUAGUAUUAAAAUACAUUACGUAUGACGUUACACAUAUAUAUUAUAUAAUAUAGUGUGUGUGUAAAAUAUAUAUAUAUAUUUUUUUUUUAAUUUACCUACCAGCAGGGGGACUGUCUGAUAUUUCAGAAAGUCCCCCUGCUGGCAGAUCAACAGCCAGCUAUAGGGGGCCUCAUUCGCCGGGGGAGGACUGCCUGGGUUGUCAGGCAGCCCUCCAGAAGAGGAUCGCGGCGGAGGUAAGUAAAUAUUACCUCCCCUGGGCUUAAGCCGUUACGGCGUUCUAUGCCGCCGCAACAGCUUUAAAGCCGCAACGGCAUAGAACGCUGUAACGGCGUUAAGGGGUUAAGUUGCAAAUAGCUGAACUGGAAACACUCCCUUAGCAUUUAUAUUUAUAGACUGAAACGAGACAAGUGUUCAGCCUUUCUCACAUUUGUUUUUUGCUGUUGAUCCAAAACAAGGCAACAAACCCCAGUUUGAAGCAAUUCCAAUUUUGCAACAAACUAUGGGCUAUAAGACCUUAUUUGGAGAGUGCACAUUCCAGUUUUCCAACUUGGAAUUUUCACAGUUGGUCAUCAUGCACCCAUGUCCUAUUUGGGACACUUUUGAAGCCAGCCAAUGUAAUUUACCCCCUCAAACCAUAUAUUUUUGAAAUGUAGACACCCUAGGGUAUUUCAAAUGGGGGUAUUUUAACACUUUGCAUGCACUAAUUCUACCACCAGUCUUUUUUAAACUUUUGGGUAAUCAUUUUUUGGGGGUUAUUUUUCUCUCACAUUGUACUCUAGUCAUGGCUUCUCAUUUCCUUUUAUGUGAUACUGACAAAGAACACCCCACUAUGUGUUCAACAUCUCCUGAGUACAGCAGUGCCCCCAAUGUACAGGCUUUAUGGAUUUUUGGAAACUUACAUUGGUCAAAUUUAGGGCUUUCCAUAUUUGCCAAAUUGGUUUGCUGGGCCUAUGUUGCCUUUGAGAUCCAGGAAUGAAAAUUAACCCCAUCAUGGAAUAACAUUUGUAAAAGUAGACAACCCACGGUAAUCAAAAUGUCCAGUCUUUUUUUUUUUUUUUUUUGUAGCUACUUAGCCACAAACCCUGGCCAAAGGUAGCAUUUUUUUGCUCUACACAAAAAACUGCACUUUUACUGGUGGUUUCAUUGUCGUGAUACAUUUUACUGUUUUAAAAACUCACAUUUUGUGUUCAGCCAAGUCUCUUGCGUGUCAGGAUGGCGGUCCGGUGACCGGGACCCAGACACUGUCUGGGGGGCGGUCGGAGGACCCAGUAUGUCUAAUGUGGAAGUAGGAGUCACUGUGUGGAAGUGAAUUAGCAGGGUCUGGUGCAGGGUAAUGGCACACCCCCUGGUGUUGAGCACCAGCGUUUGUGCGGCCACAUACCAGGACCCUGAUGCAGCUUCAGCGGAUCCCACGAACUAGGAGCUUGGAAAUAAGCAGACCUCCAGGAGGCUCUGCCGCAGGAAUGUAUCCAGUACAGAAACAAGGCAAGGCUAGGACAGACACCAAACAUGAAAACAAGACAGAACUAGUAGAACCCAGAACCAGAGAAGGAUAGGAAGCUAAACCCAGAACAUGUACACAAUACAUAAGGGAAACAUUAACAGAACAGGGACAGGACAGGACUGUACAUGGACUGGGAAUACAAAAUAAAACAAGACAAGAUAUAAUAGGCAAAACAAGAGGAGAAACAACUAAGCACUAUAUGUGAAAAAUUAUCAGGAUUUAGUUAAACUGCAUAAGCCUGCCACAAUGCCAAUGUACCCCAUAUUUAACAGGUCCUACUCUGCCUAAUGUCUGCUAAAUAAAGCACAUAGAGCACUUACCUGCAAGAAAAGGCAAAGAAUUUGAGCAACUGCCUGCAGGAAUCAGACUGAAACAAAAGGAAUCUUGGAAAAGGGGUGUGGCAACAUAAAACAAACAUUUAAAUGAAUCCAGGAGAUUGGGAAUUCCAGGAACGGAAUACCGGAAUGAAUACAGAAAACCCAGCAUAAAGAAAACCAGACAUGGAAUAGAAAACCAGAAAAACUAAACAAGAAUUGUAAAAAGAGUACUGGAUACCAGAAGCCAUUGCCAGAAUGAUCCACAGCUAGGAACAGGAUGUGACACCGAGUAAAACAAUAUCCCCCAUGUACAGGUUUUACCCUUAGAGCGGCUGGAAGCGAUCAAGAUUGCUUCCAGCACUCAAUUUGGCUGCGGACGUACAGGGGUUAAACAUCUGUCCGGACUCUGAUAAAAUAACUUCUUCAGGCAGGGAAUUCCACAUCCUUGGUUUUUCUUAUGGUAAAAAACCCUUUCCUUUGCCUUAGAUGAAAUCUUCUUUCUUCCAGUCUAAACUCAUGUCCUAUGUAUAGUCCGGUUUGUGAAUAGAUUUGCUUUCACUUACAAAUUCUUACUACGUUACUCUGGCCUUUAGUUUGAAAUUUACUUUGAAUUCACUUUUAAAUCAGAAACUGUAAUCCUGAGCUAUAAAAUCAGAGCAAAUGUUACCUAUUUUUGAACAGGAUAAGUUUAAGACUGUCACCCAAAAACAUUUUAGUCUCAGUGUGGGUAGGGGAGGCUAAGUGACGCAAAAGAAAGUUUCAUAUACAAAGUAAGAGGACUAUGAGUAACAUUAAGCAAGUAUUGAAUGUCACACCAGGAAGACACAUAUUGUUUCAUACAAAUGAUAUGCUGAUUGUAAUACUUAUUUGGCAGCUCCGUCGAGAUGGGAAUGAUUUGGAUACUCUGGUCACUUGGUCAAAAAAGUACGGAGGAGUCUAUCCAAUAUGGUUUUGGAACUUUACCGCAUUCUUGUUCCUCAGUCAUCCGGACUAUGCCAAAGCUGUAUUUGGACGAGAAGGUGAGAGAUUACAUCAACGCACCUGAACUAUUUAAUAUUGUUGAAAUGUUUUUAUAUAUUUUUUUUUUUUUUUUAACUUCACAAUUUUUAUUAUUUUGUCAGUUUGUAGCCUAUUUCAAUUGUUAAGUUAUGUUUACCCGCUAUAAAUUUGUUAUACUUUUUCAUUUUCUCAUGAAACGACCUUCAGCAUUUAAACUUAAAUAAAUGAAGCUCAUGUAAUUAUGUUUAUUUAUUUACUUUUUAGAACCCAAAGCGACAACUUACAGAUUUCUCAUUCCAUGGAUUGGUAUGAUGCAUAUCUAAAAUUAUUUUGAUACUGUUACAAAAACUCUCUAUAUAUAUUUUUUGAAUUCCACAGGAUAAAAUUUUAAAAUAACAUUAUUGUAAAUCAAUCAACAGAGAGGGAUGGUAUAAACCUACCAGUACUUGGGGAGCUUUUUCCUAAUGGGUUCCAUCAUAGGAUUGGCAAAAAACAAAUGUUGCACAUAAUUAAAAACAAGAUAACAAAAUUAAAAAUCUUUGAGCUUACUACAGAUCUCCUAGCAUUGGGCAGUAUGAACUCUGGAUUGGCGUGCAAAGGAACAUGUCACUGGAAACACCCAAAAUGGGAAACCCUGCCCCAAAAUGGGGUGGGGCCACACUAGAGGGCCAUAUCAACAUGCGUUGAAUGCACGCAAGACUGACAACCUUUCAGCUGGGCCCCACUCAGGGCAGUCCAUUUACAGAACUCUGUGGUAGCACUGUCUACAUGAUCCUAGUGUCCUCAGCACAUGCAAGCAUGUCUGAUUCACUCAUGCUAUGCUUGUUGGGAGCCGUCGCCAGCCAAGGACUCAUGGAGUGUGAGAUGUAUGAGAUCCUUAAGUUCAGCACUACACAAAACUAAAGGUUCAGGAUCUGUCAAUUUCAUGCACUACAUAUUGAUGUGUAUGAAUAUACAAAUCAACCUAACCCUAAGUGAAAGGUGUGAAACAAAACACUUAUCUUAUUAAAUGGUAUUUAUUGUACACCGCUUCCCGAAGGGAUGUCCUAGGAUAUAGUCUCUUAUAGAACAAUCUAAAUAUUGGUGAUACAGCUGUUAAUCUACAAAACAAGAAAGCUAUAGCAUAAUGUAAUAAUACACUGUGUAAAUAUAAACACACUCUGGGUGCCUCCCCUUAGAUAUGUUGGGGGGGAGGGGGUUGGUGAGGUGUGAUCCUUCCUGCUCCAGGUAAUGAACACAGGAUGGUGUGCAAAAUACUGCUAAUUUACCAAUUAAUUAAUUUACCAAUAAUUUAACCAGAAGGUUAUCCCUGAACUGAGAAAAGCACACAGUAAAGAUGCUAACUUUCCUGUCCCUGUAUUCAUUCAUGUAGAAUUCUACAACUGGUAUAUUUUGCUGAUCUUUUGGUUCUGACCCAUUGCAUUGAUGAUUAUGUUAUUUAGGGAAAGGUCUUUUGAUUUUGGAUAGACAGAAGUGGUUUCAGCACCGUCGCCUGCUUACCCCUGGCUUUCAUUAUGAUGUGCUUAAACCAUACACUAAACUAAUGUCUGAUUCUACGGUAGUCAUGCUGGUAAGUGGUUGGCGUGGCAAUAGAUCUGUGUACAGCAAGUAAAAAAACCCAUAAAAAAUCUUAAUAUUAAUUGAGUCAGACCUUUUCAAUCCUACUGCCUUCUUUUUUUUUUAACAUCUUUAUAAUUUAAUGUGAUCGAUGUGAAUGUCCUAAAUUACACUUGGCAUUAUAUAUACAUGCCCUUCCUACUUGGAUUCCUGCCCAACUUCCCCGACAGCAGGGACAUCAACUCUACCACUCAGUCAGAUGUAACCAUGUGGUUUUAAUUCCCUGCUAGAUAGAAUGGGCAUUCCUAACUUAUCUGCCACACCACUUCGGGGCUGGACUGACACAUCAGCAAGUUCAUUACUCUGUAUUCAGUUAUGAUUGACCAUCUUUCAGGUGUAAAUUCUGCUCACCCUGAAUAUCCAUCUACUAAUUAAAAGGCUGUUCCUUUGCAGUUCUGAUAGGCGUUAAUUUGUAUUGUUGAUAUAAAUCUUAAUUUGCAGAUUAUCCAUUUUCUCCAUCGAUUUGCAUGAAAUAUGCCUCUGAAGAGGUUCUAUAGAAAAAGCAAACAGUUUGCUUCCCAAAGCCUUACUUGCAGUAUUACUUUUUAUGUAUAAGACGACAAUUUUGCUGCCUGCAAGAGAUGGACAGUAUUAAUUUAUAUAGUGAUCUAGAACUUUUCUUCUUAUUUUUCUAGGAUAUUUGGGACAAGCUAAUCAUGAAAACGAGCCGAGUAGAACUUUUUCAGCACGUCAGCUUGAUGACACUGGACAGUAUUUUGAAAUGUGCUUUUAGCUACCAUAGCAACUGCCAGAAAAACAGGUGGAUAUUUGGAGAGAUAAUUUGAUUAGAUGCUCUGGGGAAUAAAAUUACCUAUUUAAGUUGAAAUGGAUGUAUAAUUUUAGAAAUGAAACUGGCAUCAGAGAUGAUGAAUCCUUUAAGGAGGUAUAACAUUUUUUUUUAAAGAGUUAUGAAAUCUGUUGCUUCUGUAAACAUCACGAAGUAGGUGAGAUGUCACCUUCAAAUUGGGUUCUCCUGUCUCUAAGGUAUUCCUGGAAGUGCUUACUAGCAGAACUUUCUUAAUACCUAAAUCAGUUGGAACAAGUUAUUUACAAUUUAUACAGAACUUUACUAUUAUAGAAGGGGGAUAUUUGACAACAAGUAAUUGACAACAAAAACAGGAAAUAAAGGGGGAGUCGAGCCAGCGCCCGAUCGAGCAGGACGCGUUACUGUGCAGCUCCGUGAGCUAGCCCAGACUAACGAGGCUUUUUGCAGCCGAUUACUUAGAUACAAGGGUCCGGUGGGGCUCCCUGGACUCCUUAAACAAUGGGGAAUAAAAAAUAAAAAACACCGGGCGGAUCUGGGCUCUGGUUCCAGAGACAUUGGUGCGUACAUGCACCUGACCGCGCGGCCAGCACCUUCCAAGAUGGUGCCGGCUGGGGCCUACUUCUCUGCUUCAUCGGUUGAUGACAGCCUCCAGGAUCUGUCUCCUGUCCCAUCCCAGGUACACUCUAUAUCCCAGGCACCUCUGGAGGAGGGUGAUUCUGCCCCCUCUACUAAAGCAGACCUACAAGCGCUGAGGCAAGACAUAAAAGCCAUGUUCCAGGCAGAUAUGGCCCUAGUUCGGGAAGAAGUCACAACACUUUACUAGCAGAGUGGAAGCAGUGGAGGGAGACAUGGGAGGCACCAAACUGGCACAAUCUGCCACAGAUGCUGCUCUUAGUUCACUACAAAAGAGAUGUGACGACUUGACAGCACAACUGGCUAGCAUGGAAGACAGGGCUAAAGCACGCAAUGUGAGAAUACGUGGUGUCCCCGACACAUCUUAAAUGAUGAAUUACCCCAUUACUGCAGGAGGCUUAUUGCCACACUCCUGCCGCCAAAACAGCUUGUGGUGGAUACCUGCUUCCAUUUCCCAAAGGCUGCCAAAACACCCAAAGACGCAUCUAUGGAUGUAUUGCUGAAGUUAGCAAAGGACUCUGACCGAGGGGCCCUCAUGGGCGCAGUUAAAAGCUCUCCCACAAUACCCUUCAAGGAAGCACACCUAGUCUUUUACGGAGAUUUUUCUAGAGGUACCCUCACCUGACCAGUUAAGCAACUACUGAGAGAACAAUCCAUCCCAUACAAGUGUGGCCUGCACUGAUUGAUGGCAGACAAGAACAACCAGACGCAUCUCCUGACACACAUUUCAGAGGCAACGACGUUCCUCCAUUCCUUAGGUUAACCGUUCCUUAGGUCAACCGACAGGGACCGUGAAGAAGAAUGGACAAUCACCCUGGAUGGUGGAGAGAAUUACUCCCUUUGUGCCCAGACGGGCAGCACCGGAGGCAACUGACUCUCAUACCUGACGCCAAGGGUGGCUGACAUUACUGUUAAAUGCAUUAUUGUUUACUUUUUCCUAAUUAUAUGUUGGACUUUAAGUCUCCCUAGCAUUCUGGCUCAGUAAGCAUAUGGCGUGUAUACUACCCAGUUGUUAACCCGCCAUAAGCCAGACUGAACAGAAGUCUGAGCCUCACCUCUGAGCCUUUACUACAUACCCUCCUGGCCGGAACCGGUCACAGUUACAAGUAGCUUACAUGCAGAAAUCUAAUGCAUAUAGGUGCCAUAUGCGCAACACACAGUCGGCACAUUGCUUUGUCAAGCUGCAGGCACACAAAGCCUUGUGCCUGUCCCCUUGAUUCACUUUUAUAGCUAUUGACUACUGACACGCAGGGUCUCACAGUUAAAGGGACACUCCAGGUAUCCAGACCACUUCUGCUCAUUGGAGUGGUCUGGGUGCCAACUCCCACGCUGCUAGAGCAUCGCUGGACGUCCUCACGCUGAGUGAGGACCUCCAGCGUCCCUCAUUUCCCCAAAGGAAAGCAUUGAAAUGCAUUUUCAAUGCUUUCCUAUGGCGAGCACUAAUGCGCAUGCGCGGCAUUGCCAUGCAUGCACAUUAGGUCUCCCCAGCCAGUGGGCGGGAUCAGUCUCGGCCACAGGCCGACGCAGUCACUAGGAGGAGCGGAGGGAGAAGCAGCGAUGUGGGACAUGUCACUGCCUCUGAUAAGUUACUGAAGGGGUUUUCACCCCUUCAGCAACCGGGGAUUGGGGGGUGGGAGGGAGAGGGGACCUGCAGUGCCAGGAUUUGUUUUCCUGGCACUGGAGUUUCCCUUUAACAUAUGUAAAAUAAAAAACAGGUCAUUACUAUACUUGUGGAGUGAUUGUUGUACCACUCAUGUAAGCAUUGAUAUCUUCGCCUUACAGUUGUGAUAUGCUCAGAUGUUAAGCUGACCACAAAAAUAAAGAAUUAAAAAACACCAGGAAAUUAAAAGGGUUCUGCUCAAACAAACUUAUAGUCUAUGAGGAAGUCUUCCCCCUUUAACCAGACUGUCUGCUUUGUCAAUGUCUGUCUUCUGUUCUGCAGGGACAAUGUGUACGUCAAAGCAGUGUAUGAUAUCGCCGCCAUAGUGGACUUCAGAAUUCGAUUCUUUCCAUAUUACAGCAAUCUCAUCUUCCAUCUGAGCCCCCACGGAUAUCGAUUUCGGAAAGCCUGUGCUAUAACACAUCGCCACACAGGUAUUAACAAUCCAUCAGUGAUCCCAACAAACAGGGGACUAGAUAUUUUAAUAGACAUGGCCGUUUUAUUGGGUUUACUUUAAUGUGACAAUUGGCUAGCAGUCACUGGCCAGUUGCCACAUUUAUAACCCUUGUGCUGCUGAGUAUCUUUUAACUAUUUGCCUGCUGGGUCCUAGCACUGCCAGCAGGCGAAUAGUUCUUCAAAUGAUCAAUUUACUUGCAAAAUGCAAGUGACUCAUUUGCAAACCUGCAUCUUGCCGGAUGCAUUCGGUGUAUUCUCGACUGCCAUGCUGUCAUUGAUAAAUCUCAGAUUCUUGUCUGGAUGUAGAUAUUGGUGAUUUUCCAAAUUAAUUUUACAGAAUCACUUGGACUCGGCACAUUUGGGUUUAGUAAAUUUGUGACUUUCCAAUGCGGUCAGAAGGCGGAUUUUGUCCACUUUGACAAAAUCUGGUAUUUAGUGAAUAACACUCAGUGUCUCUCUUGGUGUGAGGUGACUUGUAGUUCUAGAGACACCCAUGCAAUAGUGAAGGAAGUAUUAUUUUUAUUAUUCUUACUACCCAUUGUCAAAUGCCAAGCCUCAACCUGAGAGCGAUUGUGUAACGGUUUUAGCUAUGUCUGUUCAGUCUCAAUUUUUCUCUUUCAUAUCAAGUGGACACAUACUUAUUAUAUAUAAUCUUGUUCAGGAGAAAUAGGGCUUUAAUCAUGUAGUUGGAGUACAAUUUAAAAUGAAGUGUGAAAAAUUAAGAACUGACAACUUCCAACUUCUGCAUGUCCUUUAAAUGGUGCCAUAAUGCUAGUUGGCUUUUACUGCAAUAAAACACACAUUGGUAUGCUGUGAUGUCCCAUGAGUACAAUGCCUCCCAUGUACAGGUUUUAUGGGGUUUUAGAAAGUUACAGGGUGAAAUAAAGAGAUUUUUUACAAAUAGAAAUGUACCAGAUUAAUUUGCUGGGCCAUUAUUGCAUUUUAGACCACGUAGCAGCCCCGGAAUGAAAAUUCUCCCUAUCAUGGCAUACCAUUUGUAAGAGUACAACCCAUGGUAUUCAAAAUGGUUUAUUUCCAGUCUUGGGCCACAAACCCUGACCCAAGUUAGCAUUCAUAUUUGUUUUUCCCGCAAAAACGGCACUUUCACUGAUAUCAUUGUCAUUAUACAUUUAAUUGUUUUAAAACAUUCAUUCUGCGUGGCAUUUUAACUGUGCAUGUAAUAAUAUUGUUAGCUUUUACUGCACUAAAACACACAGGGUUUUAAUAUCUUGCGAGUGCAACAGUACCCCUCCAUGUGCAGUUUUUAUGGCACUUUGGGAAAAGUACAAAUUAAUAAAAUAUAUAUAAAUACUUAGAAUGAAACUUUUUUUUUUAUACAUUCCUUUGAAGUGUGUAUUUUAACAUAAUUGAGGGAUUUUAUUAAUUAUAUGUUAGGGGAUCUGACUGACAACACAGGCUGAUCAGAGUUACGUGACUGUGGUGUCAUAGCUGCAGGGGGACUGCCUUGAUUGUCAGGCAAUUGCCUGAUUGGGUCACUGCAAGGUAAGUAUAAUUCAGGGGGGUUUACCCGCCACCGACUUUAUAUUAUAUUAUUACAGCCUUAUGUCAGUAAAACCUACGCCGUUCAGGACAUAAUGACACGUCCUAGCGUAGGCAUCGGGUUAAGUAACUACAACUACUUUUUGCCAGAGGGAGGGGAGUAAAAGGGGUGGGCCAGUGAUGUGGUAGUGUCAAGACUCCUCCCCUAAGGAGCGCAUCCGCUUAGUAAGGGGGUGUGUCAGUCCAAGAUAAUGACAGAACAGCUUGAUGUGAUUGCACACCAGGCUGCCUGUCAAUCAUGCAGCCCAGCCAACUGAGGACAGGACAUGCAGGGAGCACUGUUUCAGGGUCCCAGUGCUCGAAUCCUUGCUUGAAUGCAUCUAUGGAUGCGCUCGUGGUAUGAUUGUUGGGGACCAUUCCCUGAUGUCACCAAAAGCGGGACAUCAGGGAACUAUGGCAGAAUGACCUGAAUAUCGGUACUGUCAUAGUCAAGACGAUUGGGAGGCAGACCUAUGGAAUAAAUAAUGAGUGCAAUAAACAAACAUGAAUUCAAUGUGCACAGAUACACAAUAUAAACCAAUAUGGGGGAAAAAAAACAAAUCCAUAAUCGUUGCAUGAGGUUUGUAGGCCAGGCCCGAACAUAAACACUCAGGUUAGGCUUUUGACUGGCUAAGCAUUGUGACAUAUAAAGUCCAUGAACGGGUAACAUUAGCUCUCCAGGUGCUUAUGGACUGUAUUCCCCAUGAUGUUCUUUCAACCAAAAGCCUUUCUAGAAACUCAUGUCCCUUUCUCCAUUCAUCUACUUCCUGCCCCCCCACCAAUAGGCACAUAGUAGGACCCUUAUUGUUCGGCCGAGCACCUUACAGGGUUAUUGUGGCCAUAACCAUUACUUUGCAUAGCAAGUAUAUUUCAUGCAAAAUCAGAAUUCCAUGAAAAAGCUCACAGCUUAGUGCUCACUUCUAAGAAAGACCGAGUGAAAGGGGCGAUGGUGAAUUACAGUCCAGCAAAGUCAUGUCUUAACUUUACGAACUUUGACUGUUUUGAAGCCAGGUUAAUAAAUUAAUAUUUUACAUGAUAACUAACCCAACCUUUCAUUUUAUAACUCAGAUAAGGUGAUCCAAGAACGGAAAAAAUCCAUAAAAAAUGAAAAAGACAUGGAAAAAAUAAAGGAGAAAAGACAUUUGGAUUUUUUGGAUAUUCUCUUGUUUGCCACGGUCUGUGAUCACAUUAUGAUACUGUUUGUGUUUUGUUUUUUUUUGGUUUUUUUAAAUAAACCUUUGCAUCAUGUGGGGUUUAGUAACAAUGUUUCAAAUUAACAAGGGAGUCAGAAAUUGGCAAGCUGGACAAAGUAAUGUGGUUGUUUUUUUCCUAUUUGAGAUUCAAAUUUUGUACUUCAUGUUUCAGACCUCUAUCAGUCAUAGUCCAAAUAAAUGAACACUAAACUGUUAGGAAAACAAAUCCUGUGUUCCUAAUGCUUUAGUGUCAUGGGUCCUAGUAAAAUGCAAGUUCUCCUCCCUCCAUUUGUGUUAACAAUGAUUUUAGUUACCGAGGCUACCUUGGCACUGCUUUGCUCUCCACAUUGGCCCAAUCCAAUGCUCCUCUUAGAGAAGCUUUGGGGGAUAAAUGCACAUGUGCGGUGAGUGCACAUACAACCUUUCACAUAGGCCAACAUUGAAUAAAUGCUCUUCAUGAUGGUAUCUACAUCACAUGAGCAGUAUUUACUUAGUGCUGCAGAUGCCGCUCUAGCGGCUGUUCGUAUGACAGCCACAAGAGGUGGAUUUAACCCUCAAUGGAAAUAUUUCCUUUAAAAAAAAUAAAAUAAAAAGUAAAAUCCACUGUUUUACAUUGCAUGAAUAAAAAUAAAGGACCACUGCACCCACAUUUCAUUGCAAUGAAGUGGCAUGGGCGACUUUAGAAGUCCUUUUUAAAAUCUCAUAAAUGUUGAUUUGAAAAAUUCUUAUGAAAUCUGCUCUAACUUGAUGAUGUAGCUUCCAUCAUUAAUUUUAAUAUUUUAUUCCAUGUAGCCAUGAAUUGUAGAAUUUAUUUUCUACUCUGGCGUUUUCAAUACUACUAUCCUGAUUUGUUGACGAGUUACUCCAAUCACCCUGACCGCUUCAGUGUUUGGUUUUUUUUGUGUGUAAUCAUGAUACCUGAAGUCUGUAUGUGCGGCUUAAACCCUUUGGUGAUGGACAUGUAAGGUUUUUCUAGAAUUUGGCAAUUUUCUUUUCUGGUUAUCCACAAUCACUGGGUUUACAUUACUGUUUGUUAAACCCCUAUGUGUUUCUUUAUGUAACUGCUUUAAUACUUGGAAAUGAGAAAUGUCAUUAUAAAUAAACCUUGAUGUUAUGAAGGUUAAAUACUUUCUAGGAUGAGAAUGGUAAAGGUUUAUCCAAUGAAGACCUGCAAGCUGAAGUGGACACCUUUAUGUUUGAAGGACACGAUACAACAGCCAGCGGAAUAUCCUGGAUCCUGUAUUGUAUGGCCAAAUACCCUGAGCAUCAAGAAAAAUGCUGGGAGGAGAUCAGAGAGGUCUUAGGAGAUCGACAAUCCGUGGAGUGGUGAGAUUUACUACUUUUACUACUACUUACUUACUAAAAUAUAUAAUAUACUUUCUUAGUCUUCUGGAUUCAAACUGCGAUUUGUGGUGGUUGACAUUUCAUCCAAAAUCCCAAAAUUCUUUUAUUUGUUUGUUUGGGAUGCACUCACUAAACUGUUAUUUUAAGAAGUGUCCAUAGUAUCAUGUUCUCUGGGGACAACACCAUGUUUUUUCAGAAAGUUCUAAAACUAAAUGUUAGGAUAUUAGAUGGUUAGUGAAUCAGAAAUUCUGAAAAAGCUAACUGCAUAUUUCUUAUAUGUAGCAUGGUGUACCAUGGGAACAGAAGUGACUUAUUUACUAAAGUGAGUCUUAAUAGUGGUUUUCCAAUUUAAGGUCAUAAGAGACAAACUGUAAAAAAAUAUAAAAAAAAUUCUCAAGCUUGAUAAACAUUUAUACAUGUCGACAUUGUUUAGCUGAACAAUGUCUACAUCAUUAACUUAUUUGCCGACUGAUUCUUUCGAUCUUUUUCCAAUAUAAUAGCCAUGCAAAACACUGGUUAUAAAAAGUUUAAAUUAAAUGUUCCUUCUCCAUAAUUCCAACUAUCACUCGUAAAUUGUCCCAUAAAAGUUCCCCUAAUAUAAUUAAGAAUGGACACUGAAGGUUCUCUUAAAAUUCCAGAUUCUAAAAGUUGAUGGUUUGUCAAGGGCAGCUUGUUUUUACAUGUAAAAUGUUUGGUGCACGGUGAGACGUGUAUGUAGUAAUGUUGUGUAGCCGAUAUUAAUAUUUUACCAGUACCUAUAUCCCUAUUUGUUUUUCAGGGAGGAUUUGGGUAAAAUCCCCUACACCACAAUGUGCAUUAAGGAGUGCCUUCGUUUGUACCCCCCAGUGCCUGGAGUAUCCCGCUUUUUAAGAAAGGAGGUCAAAUUCUUUGAUGGACGUUCUGUCCCAGCAGGUAACUGUGAGCUUUGCCAUAAGCUUCCAGGUGGCUAUGAAGCUUUAAGGAUUCUCAUUCCAAGCAGCUCUUCCAGUCUGAGCAAUAUUCAGAGGUCAAAAUAGGGGGUAAACUGCCUUUCUCACAUAGUGUAUAUCUUUAUGUUCAUAUAUAAUUAUUUUUUUCUCAUUCUAAGCAUUGGAUAUAACAGUUUUGUUUUAUGUAUGCUCUAUACUAAUGAUGUAGUUUCUUAACAGAGACAUUGGUUGCAAUGAAUAUUUAUUCCAUCCACCGAAAUCCUAGUGUCUGGGAGAAUCCAGAGGUGAGAAAACAUAAUCCUUGUUCAUCCCAUCUUUAAAAAAAAAAUAAAAAAAAAAUCUAAUUCUGACCUCAGAACGAGUUUUGGGUGCUGGGGAGUCCCUCUGUUUUUGCAAAACAUCUGAAUAUUGUUUGACACGAAAGAAAGUAAUUGCCCCAUAGCUUCCAUGGACCAAAACUACAUACAUAUAUGAAAUUGGUGUGAUGUUUUGUAUGUGGAUUUAUGCAAUGCUGCCAAAGAGGCUUUUGUAUAAUUUUUUUACUUUAUUUUUUAUGCAUUAUCUAUAUAAUACACUGCGCAUGUAGGGUUAAAUUUAAGUAGACUUACGGGUCCAUAAAAAAUGUAGUAAGUGUGCGUCUAUCACAAUGAAAUUUCAGUAAAGUGUGAAGUGAGUCAGUUAACAUUCCUGUUAGUAACAUUUUGUGAUAUGUUAUCUUUCAGGUUUUUGACCCGUUGAGGUUUUCUCCAGAGAAUUCUGCCAACAGACACUCGCACGCUUUUGUACCCUUUGCCGCAGGACCCAGGUAUAAAAUUCCUCUGUUUUAAUACAGCUUAUAUGUUGCCAUUUUCAUUUAAGAUUUUCAUGCAAACUAUUUUUAUUUUGUAUUUUUAUAUUUUAAGAUCUUUAGCAUUUUUAAUCCAUUGUGAAGCUAGUGUAGAAUGGGUAGCUCUGUGUCAGGUAUUUAACUAAAGAUUUUCUGACCUCUAGAAAGGUCUAACUUGUUAUAUUCCUUCAAAAAACUCUCUGAAAAUGGCCCAAGAUCACAACUCCAUUUAUCUGGAUGGCUAAUGGUGUCUGAUUCCACUGGAAGUUACAAAGUAACUUUUAAUCAAAAGGGAAAUACUUUGCGCCAUAACCCAUGCUGGUCAUUGAAACUUACCAUGUAAACUUUACUGAAAUAUAUAAAUCUGAUAAAUAACCUGCAAAACGUGAACUUUUUUCUCUAGAAAGAGCUAGAUAUAUAGUCACAAUUUAUUUCUUCAAAAGAAUAACAAGCUAACCAAAUUCAUGCAAAUGUGUGCAAAAAAUCCUAAACUUAGAUCUAGGAAGACCAUUUGCCCUACCGAAGGUUAUGUCUAGCCACACCUAUCACUCUUGUGUGGAUGACCGUGAUCUGCUGGGGGUGAGUUAGCUAAACAUAAGAUCUUCAUAGAUGUUUUUACAUCUGUGCUUUAUGGAAUCAUUCAAGAAAGCCACUAGUUCUAUAGAAUGGAAUGAAAAAAAUUGGUGCUAUUGUAGGAAUAUACACGAUUCUGAAACUGUAGAAAAAUAGGAAAGAAUUUACAUAUUUUACUCUAAAAUAACAAUAAAAAAAAUAACUGUCAUGGUUGGCUGCCACUAGAGGAUACUCAGCAAGGUGAGAGGCAGCGACCUAACAAAGGCAAAUUCACAGGGAUAGGAAGAGGUGCAUUACCAGACCUUAGCGUGACCGGGCUAACUUAAUGGUAGAACUAUGACGGAACAAGACUAGACUAACGAUACAGACCAGGAAAGGAACAAAACACACAGAAACAGAUAACCGAAACACAGAGGACAAGCCGAAGUUGAGACAGGCAAGGGUCAGGAACACAGAGAAAGUAAUAUCCGUAAUAUGCCAAGGACUGGUACAUGGGUUGGGUAGUCAAGCAAGCCAGAGACUGGAACAUGAAUCCGACAGGAAGGCAUACAAGUCAGGUCCAAGUACCCAAGGGCAGGAGAGCAGAAAUGUAGUCCGGCAAGCCGGAUCAAAAUAACUGAGAAUCAAACAUUAGAUCAAAAUCUUGCGAAGGACACGAACCAUAGGUUGACCAUGACUAACUUCCUUUAUUGCAAGUUCUGUUUAAUUUAGAUUUUCUUAUCACCUGCUAUGUUAAUAGCUUGCUAGACCCUGCAAGAGUCUCUUGUAGGUGAUUAACAAUUUUAUCUCUUGCUCUGUAAAUUGAACUUUAAAGGUAAAUUACAUCUGAAAGUGAUCUGGGAGGGAGGGUCUGCUGCUGAUUGUCUGGAAUGUGUCUGCUGACUGUGAGGUACAGGGUCAAAGUUUACUCAAUGAUGAUGAAUAGGGGGCGGACCGAACAGCACAUAUGUUCGCCAUCCGUGGCGAACCGUUUGGCGAACCGUUCGGGACAUCACUAAUAUAUUAUAUAUAAUUUUAUUUCAUUUUUUUUCAGGAAUUGCAUUGGCCAGAAUUUUGCCAUGAAUGAGUUGAAGGUAGCUGUGGUUCUAACACUGCAGAGAUUCCAGCUGGAACCCGAUCUGGCGAAUCCACCCAUUAAGAUACCACAAGUCAUCCUUAAAUCAAAGAAUGGAAUCCACGUACAUCUUAGAAAACGGCAGUGCUGAGAUCUGACGCCUACCUACCAUAACUGACUAAGCGACUCAGGACCUUUUCUAACUUUAAUUUGAUGAAUGCUGUUUUUUUAAGAUGCUACAUUAAUGACUUUACAAUGAUAAUUAGAGACAUUCAAAUUAUGAAUUGACCUGUCCAGUAUGAUCGGUUACCACCGCUUUAGUUUCUCUUCCUCUGACCAAACCCAUAUCUUCUAGUUUUCAAUUUCACUGUAACUGUGAUUUUCACAUCCAAGCCUUUUCAUAAAAGGGGUUACACUGCAGUUUUAUUCUUGUCUUUAAAGCUGAAAGUAACUUGUUUUAUGCAUUAUUUUACUUAAAAACCUUUUCAUUGGGACAAAACUGUUUUUCUGUAUGGUAAUUUUGUUUUCUUCCCUCUGCUCGCUCGCUUUUUUUUUUUGCUUUUUUUUUAAAUUUUGUUUACAUGUUUGGGGGGUGGGGGACUGUCUCCAUAGCGACAAAUAUUACAUAGAAAAGACCUGUCCCCCCAAUAAUUUCAAUUGCAGAGUGAAGAGUACAGGGGCCAUGUACACAGACCACUUUAAUUAGAUGAAGUGGUCUGGGUGCUUUUUGUGUCAUUUUAAUGGAUUUGCCUGCAGAUAUUGACCCAGAGAAGAAAUAACAUGAUAAUCACCUUGGACAUCUACAUACUGUCAGGGAUUUAUUUGCUGCGAGGCAGCACUUUCCAGGGGGAGGCCAAAAACACCGCCCCCAAAUGCACAGGCAAAUACCUUGUUAGCCUGGCGGCGGCUAACUAAGGAUCCAUACGGGCGGGUGGCACUGGCGAGGGAGCACUGAUUAGUGAGUGACGUCAUAUUCCGUCUCCUGGCAUCACUCUGUGGUGCGCGAGGGAGCUGAGCACAGACAGCUCACUAAUCAGUGCUCCCUCACCAGUGCCGCCCGCCCACAUGGUUUUCUUAGUUAGCCACCCGCAUGGAUCCUUAAUUAGCCGCACAACCGCCUGCAUGCAUCUUUGCAAGAAGACUGGACCCCAGGUAAAAAAAAAAAAAUUCACCCAGCACUCCCAAAGGUAGGGAGGCUGGGCGGAUUUAAACUGAAAUAGUAAUUGGUUAAUGUUUGGGGGGAGGUGGAGGGCAUUGUCAGUGUGUAUGUCUGAGUGAUUGGGUGUGUGUAUGUCUGUCACUGUAUGGCUGUCUGUCAGUGAGUGUGUGUGUUUCUGUCAGUGAAUGUGUUUGUUUCUGCGUGAUUGUGUGUGUGUCUGUGUCAUUGUGUGUGUCAGUGAUUGUGUCAAAUCAGUGUGUGUUUCUGUCAGUGAAUGUGUUUGUUUCUGCGUGAUUGUGUGUGUGUGUCUGUGUCAGUGAUUGACUGACAGAAACACACUGAUUUGACACAAAGUGUGUGUGUUAGUUGUUUAACAGGAAGAGGUGUGGCAUUGACAGGAAGGGGUGGGGCAAAUGUAAAUUAGGGGGUGCCCGACUUCCGUCAUGCCUAGAGCAGCACAGAUGCUAAAUACAUCACUGCAUACAGUACUGUCUGACCUACACUUGUUUCAUGUUCUAUGACACCUACAGGAUUGUUUGCUUUUGUUUCUGUAACUCCAGAGAGCAUGAAUGAUUUGUUAUGUGAUAUUAUUUAACCCUCUCCGCCAAGUCCACUUUUUGAGCAGUUAGCUAUUCUUUAUUACAAGAUGCAUUCAUAUCCCUAUUCCUAAUACCCCUCUUUUCUAGGAGCUUGGUGUCUUAAUUUAUACCAAAGAGUCACAGCAAUAAUACUCACAAUAAUGUCUUUACUACCAUAAAUAUGUCUGAACCCAGUCUGUGUCAAUAAGAUACGUUAUUCCUAAUGUAAGUAACAUUUCAGCAGCUUUUUUGGGUCUCAAAAAUUUCUCAGAACAGAUCUGCCCUAAUUAUGUACUCACAUCCCUAAAAUUAAAACUUCCUUAUUUUAUCAUUUGAGAUGUUGGGAGCAGUGAUGCAUUGACGUUUGAGACUGGGUUACAUUUAUAGAUUAUCCAAAUACAUAUAAUAAAUUAUGGUUCCUGAAAGAAAAACUCCCCGGCAAUUUUACUAAUUUGCAAUAUUUGCAGCGGCAUUUUAUGAUCAGCGUGUAUUAAAACAUUCAGCAUAAAAUACUCAGGAAUAAGUACUUUUCUGUGCCAGAUUAUCAUGAAUACUCACCAAUUAGUGGGGCCCCACGACACAAGCUCAACUGGGAUUCUAACUAG